Messenger RNA from Daucus carota subsp. sativus, 1962 nucleotides. RefSeq names its product F-box/LRR-repeat protein At4g29420. The transcript has 2 exons. Bases 150 to 1502 code for a protein of 450 amino acids. The record is from RefSeq and is a predicted model, not a curated record. Gene Ontology annotation, molecular function: protein binding. Lineage: Eukaryota; Viridiplantae; Streptophyta; Magnoliopsida; Apiales; Apiaceae.
GUAUUUUGCGUGUCGAUCUUGAGUCUUGAGUCGGGUGUCUAUAUCAGACCCCGAAACUCUGACCAAACAUCUAAAAUCACGGAGCAUCCCAUGUUAUUUAUUACACACAAAACAUCCUCGAAAUCACCUUGUCCAAACAAAACCCUCCAAUGGAUCAUCUCCCCCACUCCCUCCUCCUGGAAAUCCUGACUCGCCUGCACGACUCAGCCCUCCUAACUCGCCUCAAACUCACCUCCAAAACCCUCAACUCACUCUCCACUCAGACCCCAUCAAUCCAUCUCCAAUGCUCCCACUCUCGCUACCUCAAAUCACGAUCACCCCUCACCAUGUCCCAGAUCACUCCCUUCAAGACCAUCUUGAUCAAACUCAUCGACACCUCUGAGGUCCCUGUUGAGUCCGUGUGUAUUGGUGUGGAGAAUUCGCUUCGUGGGCUGGUUUAUGAUGAUGUGGAGGAUGAGAGUGAUGAUUUGUUUCUGACUGAGAGUGGGUUUGUGGAGGAGUGGGCGAGGAGAGUUGGGGAGGGGCUGAAGAUGGUUUCGGUUUGCGAUUUUUGGGUGCAGUCUUGCUGGAGACGGUCUCGUGUGCUUCCCAUCAUUUCCAAUUAUUGUCACAGUCUUCUUGAACUAGAGGUGAAGAAUGCUUGGUUGUCUGUAGAUGGUUUAAAACCGAUGCCGAUGCUCAGAAAGUUGACACUAGAAUUUAUCAGACUUGAUGAUGAGGACCUAGAUAAACUGAAUGAAUGUUUCCCGGCUCUUCAAGUUCUAAACUUGAUUGGAGUUGGUGGAUUGACAGACCCAAAGAUUCAUCUCUUCAACCUAAAAGCAUGUCAGUGGACUGUCUCUAAUGCUCCAUUAUCUCUGACUAUAUGUGCUCCUAAUCUUGCCAGUCUAGAACUUAAAUGUGCUAAGCCAAGAAAACUAUCUAUUGAUGCUCCAUUAUUGUCUCAUUUCCAUCUUAGUUUAGAGAGAGCGGGCCAGUUUAAAGUAGAAGAACUUAAGACUCUAAAAACACUACACCUAGAAUCCUCAGACUUAUGUUACCUACUCUGCACAUUUCCAUAUAAUACAACAAUUCAGAAUCUUACGCUGGACUCGCCAAAGUGUGGGCCAGUUGAAAUGACGAAGUUCAGCCUUCUUAAGGUAUUCAGUGUUUUCCCAAAUGCAAGCAGUCUUACAUUGGGUUCUGGGGUCUGGUCAGAACUAAUGAUGUGCCCUUCGGCACCAUUGGCUCCGGUGGCCGAAAGUUUAAGAGCUAGGAGUAUUAUGAAGGGCUUGAAGCAAAUUACUGCUUACUUGGUGCUAGGUGAUAUAGACAUAACACUCUCCUUCAUUUCAUAUGUCCUAGGGAAAUGCUCAAAUUUAUCAGACAUGGCAUUGUUUAUUCACCGCGAUGUUGAUUCUGGUGUUGCAAGUAGCCUUAUCUCGUCAUGUGUGACUCAGUGCUCAAGAGUAAGAUGGAGGUGGGGAACUUGGAAAGAAGGAACUAAAGACUGUUGGAUUUGAAAGAGCGCCUGACCUGACGUAAAUGUGUAAAGAGGAAUUUAUGUAUGCCAUGCUUUAAUAAUUUCAUGGUGAUUCUCCCACGUAGCUUUGGUGAUUUUGAAGAAUCAGAAUAUUAUCUGUGUCAGAUACCCAAGCGUUUGUUGUAUCCAACACAACUUACUAAACAGGUCCAGUGUACUUCUUCAAUGUCUGCUUUAAAUCAGUGUAUAAUAUAUGUAUGGUUCCCUAACCUCUGACCUCGGUUUUUCUCUCCCAAUAUGCUCCUGGUUAUGCUUUCAUAGUUGUAUAAUAAUUUAUCAUGGCCAUAUGUGUUUAUCAUAUCAUACAAUAAAGGGUAGUGAUAUUUUCGCAGUAUCCUUCAUUCUUCUUUUAUGUGUCCUUAAUUGUAAUCUCCCUUUUAAGAUGAUAAAAGAAGAAAAGUGCACAGCUCAAUAUAUGAUACCCAAAUUGUGAUCGAGUA